AUGGGGAAGAAAGUGGAGGCAGUGCGAAAUAGCGUACUGAGUGAAGAACGAGUGUAUGAUUCCAGCGACGAGGACGAAAAUGAACAGUCGUCUGAGCAGGAAACUCCGAAACCCAAGUCGAAAUCAUCUCAAUCGAAGACUCCAAAUGGUAUCAAGACUUUCUCGCAAAAGACCAGUCAGAGGCUUCCGUCUUCGAAUGCAUCAUCUUCCGCAACAGCUUCAGAUAAUGACACCGAAGAAGACGAGGACGAAGAACAAGAUGGAGUAGAAGACGAGGUCGAGGAUGAGGAGGAUGACUCAGACAACGAGUCAGCAUCGACUCCGAGUCCUUCGUCUAGCCGAAAGAGACUGUCUCCAGGAGUUCCAGAGACUCCCUCAAGCAAGAGGGUUAAGACAACUACACGAGACAAAGUCAGCAUCCCUCCAAAACCCUUCCAACGGCCCAAAGGCUACGAACCGCUCACGUGGUCGGCCUCGGACUACGCGUCCGACAUGGAUCUAUUCGACGACUUGUCCAAUAAACAAAUAUGGCACAUUUCAGUACCCAGUUCAGUCUCCAUUGACUCCAUCAAAGAGCUCGACAUUGAGGCGGUGUUGAGGGGACAACCGAUCCUGAGUCGGAAUGGUAUCGACUACGGCAUGAACCCUCUUCCGUCCAAGGACGAGGUGAUCCUCCUGCCCCACGGCUCCGACGGAAAGUACAAGCAAUGCGCCCGGAAGAUCGAAAGAAGUUUUCUCAUGCGAGAGGUCGACACGGCCAAGUCCACAUCUCCGUCAAAGGCAGAUAAUCCGCAGGUGGUCUUCACAGCGACCCAGAUUGGUGCGCCCAAACAAAUCCGAAAACAGCCCGAAGGACUCAAGAUGCGCUACGUGCCAUAUGGAGUGUCGCCGUCACAGGUCGACAGAGAAGAAGAUGUGGAGAUGCGUGAUACAUUGCACAUUCCACCCGACGUCGACGCUCAGAUGUCUUCUUCCCCGGUCCAGUCUAGAAAAGCACGACGAAAUCAAACCAAUGGAGAAGCCGCCAACGAAAAGAGUCCGGAGAAGAAGCUGCGGGGUGCAGAUGACACACCAGCCUCGAGCGAGAAGAAGAAGAAAAAGAAGCGGAAGCUGGUAGACGAGAAGGUGUUGUAA
This is a messenger RNA of Fonsecaea multimorphosa CBS 102226, 1134 nucleotides long. RefSeq lists its product as uncharacterized. Lineage: Eukaryota; Fungi; Ascomycota; Eurotiomycetes; Chaetothyriales; Herpotrichiellaceae. The record is from RefSeq and is a predicted model, not a curated record. Gene Ontology annotation, biological process: transcription by RNA polymerase I. The coding region runs from base 1 to 1134 and encodes 377 amino acids. The transcript has a single exon.